Messenger RNA from Cryptotermes secundus, 1881 nucleotides. Its product is annotated as cyclin-dependent kinase-like 1. Gene Ontology annotation, biological process: protein phosphorylation. Lineage: Eukaryota; Metazoa; Arthropoda; Insecta; Blattodea; Kalotermitidae. The transcript is spliced from 10 exons. The coding region runs from base 8 to 1297 and encodes 429 amino acids. The record is from RefSeq and is a predicted model, not a curated record. Gene Ontology annotation, molecular function: cyclin-dependent protein serine/threonine kinase activity; ATP binding. Gene Ontology annotation, cellular component: nucleus.
CGCAUGCAUGGAGAAAUGGCUCGGUGAGAGGCGCCUUUGGCUUUUCGGCAAUCAUUUGCCCCUUCUGCCUCGCAGAAUUGAAGACGAUUGUUCGAGUGCCUGUCGAGACGGUCUAUCAGAUAUGUUGCGUCGAUUCUGGAAGGAGCUGGAAAGUCGAUUGGACGUUCAUCGCGCAUCCCCGGGAUCAAGCGUCGAUAUCAGUGAAAGGUCCCGAGCCCCCUCUCGCCUCAUGGAGCGCUACGAGAAACUGGGCAAGCUCGGAGAGGGCAGUUACGGCAUGGUGUUCAAAUGUAGGAACAGGGACACAGGCCAGAUCGUCGCCAUCAAAAAGUUUGUUGAGUCCGAAGAUGAUCCACUCAUACGCAAGAUCGCCCUCAGGGAGAUACGCCUACUCAGGAAUCUGAAACACCCCAACUUGGUUAAUCUGUUGGAAGUGUUUCGACGGAAGCGGAAGCUCCAUCUUGUGUUCGAGUUCUGUGACCACACUGUGCUGGCAGAACUAGAGAAGUUCCCACAAGGCUGUCCGGAACUGCUGACUCGGCAGAUCACGUGGCAGACGCUACAGGGAAUAGCAUAUUGCCAUCAACACAACUGCAUCCACCGAGACGUGAAGCCGGAGAAUAUUUUGCUAACAGCCCAGGGAGUUGUUAAGCUCUGUGACUUCGGUUUCGCGAGAAUGUUGAGCCCAGGAGAAAAUUACACGGAUUACGUGGCUACCCGUUGGUACCGAGCUCCGGAACUCCUGGUGGGUGACACCCAGUAUGGGCCUCCCGUUGAUGUAUGGGCCAUUGGCUGUGUGUUUGCUGAACUAAUUCAGGGACAAGCACUGUGGCCUGGGAAGUCAGAUGUGGAUCAGCUGUACCUCAUCAGGAAAAGUCUAGGAGAUCUCAUUCCACGUCAUAUGAAUAUAUUCAAGUCGAACGAGUUUUUCUACGGCGUGUCCCUACCCCAGCCCGACAUCUUGGAACCCCUGGAGAGCAAGCUACCCAGACAAAGCAACGCCCACGUCUUGGACUUUCUCAAGAAAUGCGUUGACAAGGAUCCUGCCCGAAGAUGGUCUUGUGAACAACUUCUAAGGCAUUCCUACUUCGACAAUUUCCAUUUCAAAAUACCUGAAUCAGAAUUGGAAGAAUUUGAGAAACUGCGAAAGUUACGGGAUAGAUCUAGGAACUCCAGCUACAGCAAUGGCUCCAUGCUGCUACCCCAGUUACCAAGCAAUGCUGGAAGUCCAGACUUCCGAACUUCAUUCAGUCAUCCAAGGGGCAAUCAGACUUUUGAUCAUCUUCCUACCAUAUAAUUAUGGAUAAUCUACCUUGUUUUUAUUUCACAAGAUGUGAUAUAUUAUAUGUUUGUGUAACAGAAGUUCAAAAUCCUCCAGCAAGUGUACAGAAAUAUACCGGACCCUUCACAACUAUGGGUUAAGGGAAAAUAAAACAGGGACCACAAGAUAUUGUCACAGUGCCUGUGAUAUUUAAAAUGUCUACUGAUUUGUGGUUGAAAUGUUGUAAUUUAUAUCUUUAACUUUUUGCUUAAUAAUUACGUUUAUGUGUUUUAAUGUAGACAUGUCAUUCAUGGGGGGGACUGAACAGGAGCUUUAGUGAAUAUCUGUUGAGAUGGAAUUUGAAAGAGGCUUGAUAUUAACUAAAAAAUCUGAUUGGAAGACUUUUUAAAGCUUCAUAAUAUUCUUAGACGAGGGAUGUUUAUUAUCCAUCAGUUAUCAUCUGUGUGUGAGAUGAUCAUUGUAUGAAUUCAUUGCCUUAUGGAGCAAAAGGGUUGAACUGAACUACGGUGAACAGCAUGGUUCGAUUUUUACAUUAACCAAAAUAGGGAGGGGGAUGGCCCAACCAUCCAAUAAAUAAAAUGUUUUAUAAUAAUCUUUGA